AGAUUCCCAGAAAGAAGAAUACGAUUUGUUAAUGGACACAGGGUACCAUUAUCCGUUACUACCUGUUAAUGGUAACAAAACUGGCCAAACUUCUGUGAAAGAGGCGGCGCUCUAUUUUUAUCUUGAAGAUGGAAGACAUCACCAACUUAUAGUAGAGGAGGGGUUGCGGGCAACUGACCUUUGCAAUUUACUAACUCUAAAGUUUAGUGUUGCUCGCUCCCAUGCAUGGACAAUCGUGGAACAGUUCAGGGACCUUGGAAUUGAGAGAAUUUUGGAAGAUCAUGAAGAGGUCCUUCAGAUGUAUACAGCAUCCUGCAAUCUUAGCUCUCGAGACAAGAGGUUUAUCUUAAGACAGGACAUCCGCAAAUAUCAGUUUUUCCAGAACCCAGAGAACUUUUAUCCAUUGGAACUAGUGGACUUUGAAUCGCAGCAGGACUGCCUAGCAGAGUCCACAGCUCUUUCCAAGAUAAUCACUAUUCAGAAUAUGCUUCAUUCAGGGAACACUAUGCCAGUUGUGCAGAACUUUCUUUGGUUCAAAGAUUCCACCAAAAGUUCUUGGAGAAAGUAUUUCUUUAGAAUUGAAGAAAGCAUUUUGAGUUUUUCCUUCUUUCCUGAGAAGAAGGAACAGAAGAUGCAUACACUCUUAGAUGUACAAUGCUGUGAUAUUUUUAUGCCAAUUGAUGGAAAGUGUACUGGAGCUCCAACUAAUUUCACUUUUUGUGUCAAGCUGAGAUCAAAUCUUGAAGGAUCAUUUGCUGAUCUGAAGUGGUUUUGUUCUGCUACUGAAAAAGAGAGAAAAUGCUGGAUUGUGGCCUUACGAUUAGCAAAAUUUGGGAAAAAGCUACGAGAAAAUUAUAGAGAAGCCAAAUCAAGAAGCAACAGUGUUGACAAUUCAUCUUUAUGCUUAAACAAAGGAGAACACCAUGAUACGACUUUAGAUUCUCUUUCAUGUAAUAAAGUUCAAGUAGCAAUGGAUUUCACAGGGAAGUCUGGCAGGAUGGUACAAAAUCCAGUAGAAGUCAAAGCAAUAGCUGCAAUAGAAGCACAGAACAGAAAGAAAAAAGUCUCAACUUUUCGAGCUCUACACUCGCCAGUUCAACCAACCUUUGAGUUUGGGGUCCACACGCUUCAGCCAUGGUUUUAUGGUGGCAUGACGAGAGAGGAAGCAACUCAGCUGUUAACAAAAUAUGUAACAGUAGAUGGGGUAUUCCUGGUGAGAGAAAGCCACCGAAAUCCAGAUAGCUUUGUCUUGUCCUACGUCUACAAUCAGAAAAUACUACAUACCCAAAUCUAUCCAAUGGAAGAGAAAAACCAGUUGUGUUUUACUCUUGAUGGUGGAAAAACCAAGUUUUAUGAUCUACUACAGUUGGUUGAGUUCUACCAGCUCAACUUAGGUUACUUGCCGACAAAACUUACGCAUUUCUUUGUUCAUCAGCCAAGAAGAAGAGAAUCUCCACCUUGAAAUUUAUAAGUGUGGCUUUUCUGUGCAUGUGUGAUAGUUUGUUAAAGUGAGGGAAAUUGAAAACACUGUGAUUAAAAGAAUCAUAUCUUCAUAUUACACAUCGUCCAUUAAUUCAGCAAGUUUUGGCUUCCUUAAUAAAGGUGUAUUUGUUGUAAAGCAUUUGGUUGGGUGUAGAUUAUGCCAUCUGUGGAUCAUUUGUGCAUACAUACUCGCAUCCUCAGCAUAGGAAGCUAUAUUUAAAGUCAAUAAUUUAUAGUAUGAAUUAUUUAUUGAUUUCUUUUUCCAAGAAGACAGUUUUAGUUGUUUUUCUUUUUAAGAUCCAACAAAUAAUAUUGUAAACGAGGGUCAAACAUAUUUAUGAAACACCAGAUCUCCUUUAUUGCUACUCCACUAUUAGUAACUCAUUUUAUCAGCUGACGAGUAUUUUUCCUUAGAACAAUGAAUUGUGAAUACAGUAAAAUAAUCAUCACAAGAAGUAAAUACUAAGUUAUUAGACAAGUAUCUCUUUGAAGAUAGUGCUAACUUUGAUUUUUCAAGAUCUGAAAUUGUUAGUUUUAUUAUAUUUAAAAAAUAUGCUGUUAUAUUAAAACUAUAUUGAAUCUAUAUGCUGUCGUCUUUUUAAGAUUUUCCUGUUAAGUAUUCUUUAACAAAGCUCUUUUUUGUUUAAAUAUUGUUUGACAAAUAGUAUGUUAAAAUGCUUUUUCCACUUGUACUGUCUCCCAGUGGCACAGCGGUAUGUCUGCGGACUUACAACGCUAGAAACCGGGUUUCGAUACCCGUGGUGGGCAGAGCACAGAUAGCCCUUGUGUAGCUUUGUGCAUACUUAAAAACAAACAAACAAACCACUUGUACUUUCUGCUCACCAAAACAUUGUGCUCCACUUCAUGUAAGACAUUGUUGUAUUCAAAGGGAAUACAUUUGACAUUACAGUAAUUUUUAUUAUAUGUUAUACAAGUUUUAAAAAAUGCAUACAUUUCAUGAAAAUAUUAGGACAGCUGCUAAUUGAAUUGUUUUCUGUUUAAAAUGGAUUUGAAAUAUAGUGAGAAUGCCACACGAGUGAUCUUUAACCAUGUAUGCAAGUGAAUGGUGAUGUCACUACUAUAAAAAUGAAGGUGAUAUAUGUUGUAUCAUAUACCAAUUUUAACAUUAAAAUUAGCUAUAUAUAUAUAUAUAUAUAAAAUUUAAGUUGCAGAACCAGUACAUUUAUUUAUUGAAUGAUUAUAUUUAAAUCAGGCUGAAAACCAUUACUAUAGAAACUUACAUCUUCUUAAGGAAUAAUUGCUAAUUAAAUGUUGUGUUUAUAUAAAAGAAGAUUGAGCAUAUGUUUUAUGUAAUACCGUGAGAAAGGUACUUUUAUAGUUUGGCUCAAAAUCAUGGCUGUUCAUCUACACAUAAAGAGAAAUUCUUACUAAGAAAAAGACUAUAUUUGAGAGAAGAACAAAUGGUAGAAUUACUUUGCUUAAAAUAUAUUCUGUAGAUAAUUAACAUAUAGCCAGAAUCAGAUGUAAUUGGAUAUUAAGAAAUAUGGUUAGAUUUUGAAGUGCUUCUGUUUGUUUUGCUCUUUAAUACUAUUUGAUUUGUUAACUAAUACAAAUCAAAAUUAUGAAUAAUGUUUAUUAACUGUUAAUAACUUUAAUGAUGAAGUCAUCAAAAAUCACUUACUUUCAAAAUUACAAUUUGGAUGUGUUUGUUUCUUGUCAUCCUAAAAUUUCAAUAAAAUAAAAAGUGAGAAAAACAUCAUAUUAAUUUAAAACAGCCUAAAUGUAUAGAAAGCAUGAUGAAAUACAAAAACUAAAGACAAUUUGCUUUUGCUUAUAAUGACAGUCAAUAGUAGAAUCCAUCCCAUUUCCUACAUGUACUUAACGAAAGAAUAUUCAGUCGUGUUAUGUAUUGUAGAUUAGGUAAUUAGCCCUUGUACAAGUAAUUCAGAAGUAUUAAAGUGUUGAAACUUAAAUUUUAAAUUAACCAAAAAUACUAAUUAAAAACUAUAUAUUCUCCUGUUAAUUAUAUAUAU
This is a messenger RNA of Limulus polyphemus (Atlantic horseshoe crab), 3476 nucleotides long. RefSeq names its product growth factor receptor-bound protein 14-like. NCBI's taxonomy places the organism in Eukaryota, Metazoa, Arthropoda, Merostomata, Xiphosura, Limulidae. The transcript is spliced from 12 exons. The record is from RefSeq and is a predicted model, not a curated record. The coding region runs from base 32 to 1462 and encodes 476 amino acids. Gene Ontology annotation, biological process: signal transduction.